Astyanax mexicanus (Mexican tetra) is the source of this 5383-nucleotide messenger RNA. RefSeq names its product myotubularin related protein 14 (gene mtmr14). The transcript has 19 exons. The coding region runs from base 763 to 2652 and encodes 629 amino acids. Gene Ontology annotation, molecular function: phosphatidylinositol-3-phosphate phosphatase activity. The record is from RefSeq and is a predicted model, not a curated record. NCBI's taxonomy places the organism in Eukaryota, Metazoa, Chordata, Actinopteri, Characiformes, Acestrorhamphidae. Gene Ontology annotation, biological process: dephosphorylation.
CACAUGACCGCCUGACUUUCCUGUUUACUACUCGCUUCCAUUCGAAAUCUGAAACUCGGAUUGCAACAACUCGCAGCGGCCGCGGAUUACUUCACUUCACUGCGCUACACGAUAAAACAGCCUUUUUCUCACGCUAUCGGUAGCUUAGCUGUUCGUGGAGGAUGUUAAAUAUCCUGUGUUUGUGCUGUAAUUCUGCUGAAAUGAAGCUGUGACAGGGGAGAGCGUGACUAGGCCGGGAAUCCUGCGGGUUUCCUGAGUGGAGUGUCCGCUCAUGCUCGCCUUCUCUCCCUGGUGGUCGCUCGGUGUGUACUCGGGCUGAGAUGAAACAGAGGAAAGGUCGAGCAGCUUCGUACUCAAGCAAGGCGGAUUCCCGCUUCUGUUUUAAACGGACAAACCAAAGGGCUGUUGGUGUGUACGCUGUGUAAGCUGUGUGGUUGAUUUUAUGCCCUUUCUUGCUGUGUGUGUGUUGUGGUAACUCAGAGCCGCGGUGAAAGGCUCGGUGAGCUCGGCACCGCUUAUUAGCUCGCCUGGUGUGAGGGGUUAACUAGCUCCGCGGCUAGUUAACGUAUCAGUAGUGUUAGGGGGGAUCAGCUCGCCGGUACCCUGAACACUAGGCGCCUCCACGUCUCCGGCCCCCUUAAGCGGGCGGUGAGGAAGAAACUGGCCGGGAAGGGAUGGCCUGGAGGCUCGUCCCGGCCUCACGGAGCGGCGCUGUUUGAGGGAGGGCAGGUCCGGCUGGAGAACACGGCCGGCCGAAGCGCGAUGAUGGCCGCGUCAGCGUCUGGAGCCUCGGCCCGAAAGAGCGAGGAGAUCGCGGAUCUGAUAGACUUGUUUUCCAAGACCCAGUACCGGGCGAAGGAGGUUACUCCACGGGUGGAGAGAAUAGAGAAGCGGUGCCUGGAACUGUUUGGACGUGACUACAAAUUUAGUGUCAUCCACAAUAGUAAUGGUGAGGUGUGUGGACACUACCCUCGGCAGAUUGUGUACUUGGAGUAUGAGAGCACUGAGCCCAACAAAGAAAGCUUUGAAAGUACAGUACAAAUCAGUAGGCUGCAGGAUCUGGUGAACCGCAGUAAGCUGGCACGCUGCAGGGGGAGAUUCGUCUGUCCAGUCAUUCUCUACAAUGGCAAGCAUGUAUGUCGGUCAUCCACGCUUGCAGGGUGGGGGGAACUGUACGGACGCACCGGUUACAACUACAUUUUCUCAGGGGGAUCUGAUGACACGUGGGCAGAAUCAGAAGAAGUGCCAGAUGAUGACACUGUGGUCCGAAAUGGAGAUUCACAGCUGUUUGAUAAAGUGAGGGGCUCGGACAUUAAGCUGCUGAAGUAUCUGUCCGUUCGCUACAUCUGUGACCUCAUGGUGGAGAAUAAGAAGGUCAAGUUUGGCCUGAAUGUCACCUCUUCCGAGAAGGUGGAUAAGGCCCAACGCUAUGCAGAUUUCACACUUCUAUCUGUGCCUUAUCCAGGUUGUGAGUUCUUUAAGGACUACAAAGACAGAGACUACACAGCAGAGGGUCUGGUAUUUAACUGGAAUCAGGACUUUGUGGAUGCUCCCUUGACAAUCCCUGCCUGUUUUACUAAGAAUCUGAACAUUGACUGGAGUGAAUAUCAGUCUUGGGACCUGGUGCAGCAGACCCAGAAUUACCUGAAGCUGCUUCUGCACAUCAUCAACAGUGAUGAUGAGAGUGGACUGUUGGUGCACUGUAUAUCAGGCUGGGACAGAACUCCACUCUUUGUGUCCCUCCUCAGACUCUCUUUGUGGGCUGAUGGUGCUGUUCAUGCCAGCCUGGAGCCAGCAGAGAUUUUAUACCUGACCAUCGCCUACGACUGGUUCCUUUUUGGUCACAUGCUGCCUGAUCGUCUCUCUAAAGGGGAGGAAAUUUUCUUUUUUUGCUUCAAUUUUUUGAAGCACAUUGUCUCUGAGAAGUUCUCAGUCAUUAGGAAGCAGAGGAGGAAAAACUCACAAUUCAAAGACACUGAUUUCACAGUGGAUGACCUCUGCCAGCUAAAAUCCAGAGACAGGGGCAGUGUGACCAGUUUAAGUAGUGAUUUCUCUCUGAUCACUGAAGAUACAGCUGGUCCCUCUAGUCUGCCUCCUGAACCUGUGGACCUGCUCUCCACAGCGCCUCAAUUCUCCAGCGGGAGGAAAGCUACAACCUCAUCUCCUCAGACUGUGUUUUGGAAUAGGCCAUCUGAGGAUCGACUACCUCAUCCACUCUCAGAGGGCAGGUCCUCUAGUUCCUCAUCUUCCAACCAGUCAGAUCAGGGCUUCAUCCGUACAGGCAGUAGUCCACUGGCUGUGCCAGGGAGAAGGCCUAUGAUGGAGUAUGCUCGCUCUGGCUCCUCUCUCUCUACAGAGUAUGGUAGUUGGCAGAUUGUUUCAGGCUGUGGAAGUAUCCAUGACGCUGCUCCCCUCCCGACAGAAUCGCCGCUGCCCUUCAGCUUCCAGGAUGAGGGUCCCAGCGGCCGUAUGUGUGUGUAUGGAUCGGAGAGGCAGGCACGAUUGGAAGCAGUAAGAGAGGUGUUUCUGGCAGCCUACAGCUCUACAGUGGGAUUAAAGUCUUCCUCUCCCGGCUCAUCCGGAGCAAUCUCUGGACUGCUGGAGCAGUUUGCCCGUGGUGUCGGCCUUCGAGGCACCAACUCCAUCGUCUGAGUCCAACCUGCCCUUUCUAGCUUCCUGUUCUCUGAUCUGUCUCCUUGAUUCACUUGGUUCUGUCUGUCUGUCCAUUCUUGCUGUCUGUUGGCAAUGAAUCACAUAGAGAAGUGUUCCCCACUCAUUCUCUUUCUGUCUCUUUCUCUCUGAUCAAUGCAAUAUUUUUUUUACUUUAAAAAAUCCAUCUUUUCGCUCCACCCUAAUUCAUUAUCCACUGCAUUGAAGUCUUGUGUAGUCUCUGUAUUUCCCAGUUCCUUCAGUAAAAGAUCACAUCUGUUUAAAUCCAGAAACCACACAUUUUCCACAUUCUGCUUUUACAUACUGUGUUCAUAGAAAUACACUGUUUCCAUCCCCUCCCCCUUCAUUGACAAACUACUGCUUUUUCUUUUUUCCUUCCCAUUCCCCUUGUUUUCUUCUAUCCCUCUGUGUGGGCAUCAUUCCACCUGGACUUACAAAGGAAAAGUGCCAAACCUUAACCUUGGGGUUGCUUUUUAUUAUAAAUUUCUUUUUAUUUAAAAAAAAAAAUACUUUUUACUUUGUUUUACACACCAAAUCUGACCAUUAUGGUGCCUCUACAGGCUUUUAAGCUUAAAAAUAAUUUACAGUUCCUUUCUUUUUUUGUCUUUCUUUCUAGUUUUGCUUUUGUUUGUUGAUUGAAAUAUGUAGGAAAAUGUGAGGGCAAGGAAUGAACACAAAAAGGGAAAAGUGUUUCUUUUAGUUCUUGUCUUGUUGCUAUAGCAAUAUUGCGGCCCCAAGAAAAUGGAAAAUGGGCUUUUGAACAAAUCUUUAAAAUGUCUUUUCUCUUUGGACCUCCAAGGCUGUGAAGGAAAAAAGAAACGAAAAAAAAAAAAAACAAGCCUCAUAGCUGUGUAACUGUAAGAGGAAAAACUUGUCUGUUCUUUUCCUUUGGGAAAAGUAAGUGGCAUAAGCUGCUGGUCAAGUUUUAGCCCAGAUAUUUCUUUAGAAAUAGCACUUGGAAAGAAGCUAGAAAUGUGACGGUGAGAUCUAUUUUUAGUUGUUGCAAAAACUACCAAUUCUAAUAGUUUUAGAUUAAUUUUCCUUGUGUUAAUUUUUGGAGGCACCUCUUCUUGUCUUAAGAUCUUUUUUUAACUUUAUUUUCUAAAACUUGAAUCUGAUCUGGAAUAUUAAGAGUAAUAUCAGCAGGUAUGAAUCUGGCCUGGAACUAAAUGGGAACACACUACAAUUUUACCACUUAAUCUCCUGUACAAGAUAUUUUCAUAAUUCAGUACCAUUUCCUCAUCAUACAAUUGUUUAAUGCUCAGUUGAACACUUUGCCAGUUGUUUAAUGUAAUAUUAUGCCUUUGUUCUUAACCAGAUGUUACUUUCCUACUUAUAAUAAUGCUUCAACAGCCACUGAAGUGUACAAUCGACCCAAUUAAAGGCCAUGUCAGUACCUAUAACUGGCAGAUUUGAUAUUUCAAAAACAAAAUUGCAACUGUUUAAAUGUAUGUAAGGGGGAUUAUUUGCAUUAAAAGUGCAAUAAAAUGUAGUAAUCAAAAUUGUUUUGUAUCUAUAGAGGGUUUUUGAUGGAAUCUCUUCAUGUACUCAAAUACUACUACACGCUUCUAUCAGUUUUUUUUCACCAGCCCUUUUGUUUUCUAAUUUAUUAGUUUAUGGCCAGACCAAUGAAUUGACAGUGAAAUGUGUACCUGUCAUGUUCGACUAUGGUACACAUCUCAGCUACCUGAAGAUGCAGUACAACCGCCUUCAUCACACACAUGCACCUCAAGUCUGUUUGGACAAAUGUUCUUCUCUAUAUCUGAAGAUGACAAGUUGUUAUGUGUUGAAUUAGAAAGCACUUGAAUUCCAGCAUAUAAAACAAGGGAUUUGUUUGUGUUCUUAAUGCCAAAUGGUUUUUAAUGGCCUUUUUACCUCAGGACGUUGUGUUGUGCCUUUCUUUCUGUUAAUAUGGGGCUUUGUUAUUUGUUUGUUUUUCCUGCAGAUUAUAGUUUUACAGCUCAAGUGCUUGAUAUUUUUAAUUGUUUGAGUCUUUUUCAGUCGAUCUGUUUUGGAACACAUUUUUGGAUAAGCAUGUUGCCAGUCUGCUUGUUAAUACCCACACAUUUGUUUUCACAAGAUUUACUGUUUUCUCUUCUUUCUCAUGGUUGUUCAGAUUUUUGCUGUAAUGUUCUAAUUUGCUUGUGUUUUCUUAUCGUUCACUCUCUUUCAAAAGCUGAUUACAUUUGGAAAUACCUCAUGCUGGAGACAUCCAAGAGUAUUUCUGAGCAUUCUUGCUUUCAAGCUGAUCAAAUCCAAUGUGUUCUUCAUGUCUACAUAAUUUAGAUUAUAUAUUUUUAUUUUAGUAUAGUAUCUCUCUUCACAUAAUGAUUUACUGAGCCCACAAACAUAGCCCUCCAGCAUUAAAAUGAUAACAAUUUGAGUCCAGCACUUUGCAUGAACUUGCACUUUUUUUUUUUCUUUCAGAAUUUUCAAGUUUGGGCUUAAAAUCAUUAAUUGGAUCUUUUAACUUGAAAAUAUACGGUUAGUUAUAUUCAGUUUCUUUUCUGUAUCAUGUCAGGAAAUGCUCAUUUGCACUCAUCCUUUCAGAACUGUCCAUAGAGAAUGGUGCACCUUUUUUGGUUUGUACAGGCUUUGGUUUUGGUUUUAAUUUUAAUAAUAUCGAUUCUUUAAUAAUAUGCUCCGGUCUGUGGCCAGGGAGACACAAGACAGAGUAAUGUUCUUCCGGUGGAAAUAAAAGGAAUCCAGUCAA